UCGCUGCGUUCCCUCACAGAGGGCGCGGUGACAGGCAGGCGGGUUCUCUGUGUGGGGGCGGCGCAUGCGUGAAAGGCGCGCUCCCUUUUCUGCGCUGCCCUCCUCCCCCUCCUGUCAGUCGGUGGGCACCGUCCGAGCCGCCAAAAGCUUUGGGGCCCAGUUGGGCUUCCGUACCUCUCCUUCCCAACCGCCCGCUGCUUGGCUCUCAGGGCCUUUCUGUCGGCGGCGCCUUCCAUUGUCAGCCGGCCAAUGCCAUGGACUCGCCUCCGAUGCUGCACCCAGUGAAGCUCUACGUUUACGACCUGUCCAAGGGCAUGGCUCGGCGCCUCAGCCCCAUCAUGCUUGGUAAACAGCUGGAUGGCAUCUGGCACACCUCCAUAGUUGUCCACAGAGAUGAGUUCUUCUAUGGUAGCGGUGGGAUCUCCAGCUGUCUUCCUGGUGGGACGUUGCUUGGACCUCCGGACACCAUUGUAGACUUGGGGUGCACUGAAGUUUCAGAAGACCUUUUCCUGGAAUACCUGUCCUCAUUGGGGGAAUCUAUAUUCCGUGGAGAGUCUUAUAAUCUCUUUGACCAUAACUGCAAUACAUUCAGCAAUGAAGUGGCACAAUUCUUAACAGGAAGAAAGAUUCCUUCCCACAUUACUGACCUUCCAUCUGAAGUCCUUGCAACGCCCUUUGGACAAGCUUUGCGGCCUCUCCUUGAUUCCAUCCAGAUCCAGCCACCUGGAGGAAAUUCUUUCAGCAGACACAAUGGACAAAGCUAGCGGGCAUAUUGGGAAGUGCCUUGAUUCACCACGGCAUUUCUUUUUAAAACUCCGGUAUACCAGAUUCCUGUCUUUUAAUUUCAUGCCAGAGUUCACAGCAAGGUGGCAUUUAAGACUUUCUAGAAAGAGUAUUUAUGGGACUGCAUGUGACAUGAUCCUGCCAGAAAAAAUGAUGAUAAAGUCAAGUAGCAUAUUUACUUACUAAAGUUGUUUUUGUCUUGGUUCCCUUCAGAUGCUUUUGAAAUUUUCACUGCUGAGAAACUGGGAUUAGAAAGCUCAUAGCAUGACUAAGAGCAACAUGGAUGGCACAAUGUAUACUAGGUUUAGACAUCCCUUUGCCGUACUGGCUUCUUUCCAUUACCCUUUUCCCCAAUGUAUUUCUAGCAGAUGUAUCCCCAAAGUUGUGAGUUUUACAACACUAAAGUUCUGAAUACCAAGCCAAUAUUAAACUUGAAUAUUAUUUUAUAGGAAGAAAAAAGCUAAAAAUAUUCACUGUGAAAUAAUUUUAAGUAAUGCUUCUGAAAUUUGCAACGUAGUUUAGUUUGUCAAUGGGAGUAAGCUCUAUGGUAAACAUAGGAUGUAUUUCUAACUCUAGAUUAGUGACCACAAAAAACAAAAAGACCACCAUCUGUCUUUCAGUAUCUAAACUGAACCAGAGGGAGUCUUUGGACUCUUCAAGGCCAUGUGCAAUAAAUCCUGCUAUUCAUUUGUAGACAUGAAUGAAGAUACCUUUACAAAUCAGUUAGACUGGACAUCUCACUCUGAGCAGGGUCUCUGUGUUAUAAAGAAGGCAACUGUGUAUAUGGGUCUAAUAUGUCACAUACCUUCUAUCGUAGUUAUUUCCUCAAGAGGACAAAACUGAUAUAAUGGGCAGUUUAAAUUUGAGGUAGAGAAUAGGCUGCUGAUAGAAUGAGAAUUACAACUCUGGAAAUGAAUCCAAAAUCAAAAUGAAUAUCCACCAUCGGAAGUGAAAUUAGUUUAAGCAAGUGAUUCAAAAAUGAAGACUGAGCAGGUCUGUUCAAAAAAAUCUGUGUGGUGCUUGGAUCCAUUCUUACCCAAAUAGUUCAGAUCAGACACUUACUUUUGUAAACAAAAAAAGAGAUUGCCAGUCCAGGUUCAGUUUUGAAUCUUGUCUAUUUCAAAAAGUAGUGUCUUCCUUCAAAUAUCUUUACCAAAAUAUUGGAGGAGUUAUUCAAGGACAGAAACAAAAUAAUAAUAUUACUGAUUCUUGUUUACCCUUCUUUUUAGUGAGCAUGUCCAGAGAAGCACUGCAGAGCAUUGGUUGGUGCCCCCUUUGAUACUAGUUUGUGGAAGAAGACACCUUAAGACAGACCUUGCCACAACUGCAGCCUAAUUCAUUUUUUUGCAUAUGUUAAUUCAAUUAGCUUAGAUGUCUUGAUCCCUUUUCUUUUACAACCAGCUGAUCUCCAGUGCUUCUGAAAGAGACUGGAAAUUGUGCAGCCUUCCAAAUGUUUUGGAUAGAAAAUACCAGUAGCUCUAGCCAGCACUGCCAGUGAAAUGCUGGGAAUUGUAUUCUAGAGAGCUGCAUGAUUCUUGCCCGUUUUUAAAAGUACAAAGUAAAAAUGUCAAUUUCUUGCUCAUGCCUGGACAGAAGGCAAGAAAAUCACUUCAUGUUCAGAUAUAAUAUUAAUACUUAACUUAUACAUACUAGUUUUAAAUACUGAAAUUUUCAAAUAUAAAAUUUCAUACUCAUUAUGUAAGCAGUUUACAAUCUGGAAGUCCGCCGUUCUUUUAGGUUGAAGCACUAAUCAUGGAUGUGGAUACUGUACCUCCUGCCCCUUAGCCUGCCCUUCCUUUCCCCUUAUGAAAUAAACCUAGAAUAUUCCUUGCUAUAGCAAAGAGGAAGAAAUGAUAUAAGGGCAAAGGAAUAUAAUAGGAGGUAGUGCUGCUACCUCAUCCUCUCUUCCUACCAUCAAAACCUGUGGACAGAAUCUGUAGUUGAGAAUUUGGCAGCUGGAUAUUAUUCCUUUCUGAUAGCCAGCAAAAAAGGAAUAUGGAUAAAGAUUGAAGUGAAUCUGGUUUUGAAUGUGUUUUUCACGAUGACAUCUUCUGCUUGUAGAAACACCCCUGCCUCCUCUUUUCCCCUUAACUAGAUUUCAUGUGGAUUUUUAUGGUGGGGAAGAGAUCAGCAGGUACAAAGUAAUGUAAUAUCUUUAUAUAAUUAUCCUGCUGAAGUUUGUAAAAGCACUGAAUGACUGGCUUAAUAAUUAUUUCCUUCUAUUUCUUACAGCCACGUCAACAUUUUAUAUAUUUACUUUUUUCAGAUCUGCUGAACUUAAAAGGAUCUACUUUCUAGUAAACAUUUAGGAUUGCAGCUAUAGAAAUGCCAGUUGGUUGAUUUUUACUUACAUAUACCAUCUGAAACAUUCCUUCUGUCUGUUUUUCUGUGUGCAAACUUUCUUCAGCCGAUUAAUACAUCUGCUCAGCUGGAGGAAUGGAAAAAGCCCUGGAACUUACUUGACCAUGUUUCUUAGCACUUUCCUUUUCACAAUUUUUAGAAAGUGCAAUAUGAUCCUAUCCAUGUUUAUACAGAAGUGAGUCUUGCUGAUUUCAGUGGGCCUUACUUCCAAGGAAGUGUACACAGGAUUGCAGUCACAGCAUUUUCAUUUUCACUGAAGGGAGAAUUUGCCUCUUGCAUUGGGCAAUUUGAUCUGUCCUCCUACUAUUAAUGAGUCGUUUACUAUUCCUAUGAUAGGAAAGAGCUCUGUAUUCAUUAUGUGCAAUAACAAUUAGAGCCCAUGUAUUAUGGGGCAUCUUAGAAGAAGUGGCAUUUCUAGACUGGCUCUCUGUUCAAGGGCACAAAUUACCUAAUGAUUACAUCCCUUACCUUUUAACUUAUGAUAGUAAAGAGUCCUGUUUUGAAGAGAUUGGAAAGGAUGUUCAUCUAUACAUCCAGCACUACACUCAGUCCCAUGUAUUUAUAAGUAUGUACAAGUAUAAGACAUGUAUAUGUAUGUAAAUUGAUGCAUUUCCAACCUAAAGUGGCUGACAAUAGGCAGGGGAACUUGAAAGCCCUUUUGUGAGAGCAGAGGCUUAGCCCAAAUGGUAAGUCUGUCACUUCUGGGGGAUUCCCUUUUCCCUGUUUUAUAAUUAAAAUAAAAUCUUUACCAAAACCUGA
Messenger RNA from Anolis carolinensis (green anole), 3903 nucleotides. RefSeq names its product desumoylating isopeptidase 1 (gene desi1). Gene Ontology annotation, molecular function: peptidase activity. Lineage: Eukaryota; Metazoa; Chordata; Lepidosauria; Squamata; Anolidae. The transcript has 6 exons. The coding region runs from base 255 to 764 and encodes 169 amino acids. The record is from RefSeq and is a predicted model, not a curated record. Gene Ontology annotation, biological process: protein modification by small protein removal.